Molecule: messenger RNA, 2730 nt
Organism: Rotaria sordida
Lineage: Eukaryota; Metazoa; Rotifera; Eurotatoria; Philodinida; Philodinidae
Source: the annotation of a GenBank genome assembly
AUGUCUGUUAAUGAUGAUAUGUUUGUAUCGGCAUCAAAUGCUUUUUCUAACUUUGCUGUUAUCAUGCAUCCAUUCAGAAAUACCACUGCUGGAGGAGCUAUACGAUGUAACAUGAGAUACAAUACAGCUGAUCGUUAUGUUCAUAGUGUAGCUGUAGUUGGUAUUGCUAAAAAUAGUACUAAUGCUGAACAUUUUUUAUUUGUUUUUGCUGCCGAAAAAAUGUCGACAAUGACUCCAUAUGUUUGUAUUGGUCAUAUAAUGAAAUCAACAUGUAUCUCUACAGUUCAAUGUACAGAUAUGGGUACAGGAGGAUUUCAUCAAGAAUAUUUUCUUAUUGGUGUUGAUAAUAAUGGUAUUUUUGCUUAUGGUUUUUCAAAUUCAUUUGCAUUUAAACUGGAUAUUUAUGCUAAUAAUAUUACUUUAAAUGUUUCAACGAAUUCUGUUUGGCCAUCAUCAGGCUUUAUUCCACAUGCUAUGGAUGUGGCUGAUACAUGGGCAGUAGUUGCUGGUUAUGGAUAUUCGGAUGAUGUGAAAAAAAAUUAUGCUGCACUUGGAUGUUUAAUUGAUCUUUCUAUGAUAAUAAAUGCAUCUUGUACGAAUCUUACUUCUGAAACAACAUAUUUAGUACCAUCAAAUGUUAUCUCAUACAACGAACUUUAUGAAUUGUCAGUUGGUAUUCGUGGUCAAAAAGUUCUUGUUGGAGUGCAUCGACUUUCAAUGUUUGUCAUUCUUCGAAAUCUUGGAUCAUCAUUAAAUGUUACUCUUAGACCUUCAUUAUCCUAUCCUGAUGCUACUUCAUUUGGUCGUGUCGUAGAUUGGGCAGGUGAUACAACAAUUGCAGUAUUAGUUCUAAAUCCAGAUACAACAUCUUGGUCGAAAUCACAAGUAUUCUUUUAUAAUGAACGUUCAGUGAUGUUGACUUCUCCUCUCUUUACUUUUCCCAAUAAUCAACAAAUAUUAGGUAGUCGUUUAUCACGUCCAUCUUUUGCUCGAUUUGGUAUUACAAGUGAAGGUAAUAUGGCUAUACUUACAGAUAAUGCUGAUAUUUUAAUUAUUCCUCUUGCUUCUGCUGGUUAUACAUCAAUAUGGAUUGAUACUAUAGAACGUGUAUUUGUAUUCUAUUUUCAACCAAAACUUUGUAUUGGUGGAACAUAUAAAAAUCGUUCAAGUUUAGGUCCAUGUCAAAUUUGUCCUCCACAUACUCGAAAUCCUGGCAUAUUUGCUAAUGCAGUCCUUCAAUGUAUACCAUGUUCGAACAAUUCAUCAAAUUCAUCUUGUCCACUUGCAUCACUAGUCGAUAUUGACUUGAAUACAGUACCUACCUAUAGUCAAGCAGUUGCAUAUCCUGAAACAGGUGCUACAACAGAUGUUGAAGAUCUUCUAUUAAAAAAUAUGUUUCAACUUAAUUCUGAUCCACGUUGUUUAAUUAUUUCUCCUCUUCUUUGGACAUUAAUUGUCAGUGGUAUAUGUCUUAUUUUUUUACUAAUUAUGGUUGUAAUUAAAUUUUGUGGAUGCGAACAAGGUAUAAAAUGUCGACAAAGAACAAAAGAUAUAUUCAAACAUACAGAUAUAAUUGGUGAAGGUGAAAUGUGGGCUGGUGGAUUAGCAACAUUAGCUAUUGUUGUUCUUGUUUCAUUUUCUUAUUGGUUUUCUGUAUCAUUUAUACGACGAUAUCCAAUCGAAGAAGUUGUUGAACCAGCUACAUUCGCUUGUGAUCAAUCAUUAGUUAAUGCACAAUUUUCUAGUGGUCUUGAACUUCUUGAUAUUCCAAAAUCAGAAGAAUCUCAACCAAUUUUUGAUCUUCUUGAUGCACAAAUAUUUUAUUUAACCAUAGAAUUGAUUAAUACUGGAUUUAUGUGUGAUUCUAUUAAAACACAAGAAAAUUUUAUUGGUACUAAAUAUGUUUCCUUAUCAAAUAAUUGCACACAAUCAGUUUCUGAAGCGAUAACAUCCAUCACAUUUCCUAUACCAAGACAUGAGACAACUGUACAAAUAAAUAUGACUGGUCCUUAUUGGAUUGGUGCUAUUCGUUUAUGUAUUCGAGGAGAAGGUCAAAUAAAUAUGAAUGCUACUUUACGUCAACUAGAUUUUUGUCAAUUUUUUUCAACACCUAAUCAAGCUAUUGGAAGAUUAACUUAUAUUCCAAUUGUAUUUAUUAAAAACAUUAAUAUGACACAUGGACUGAGUGAAUCAGAUCAAACUCUUUAUUCAGGUAUAUGGAUGCCAACUUUCACUGCUGUAUCACUAUCGGAUGAAGCAUACUAUGUUGAAUUUGGAAAUUAUUUACGUUAUAUGUCUUCAUUAACUAUUAUUCAAGUAAUGCUUGAUGAACGUCCAUUUUUUAUUAAAAAUAUUGAACAACCUAUUGUCCGAACAGCUGAAUUAAUUUUUAAGUCUUUAUUAUUUACUUCUUUAUGUAUUGAACUAUUUGGUUUUACGUUUCUUAUCGUUAAACUUUUUAUUGUACCAUUAUUUCGAUCGCUUCCAUAUUUAUGGAAAAAAUGUCGUGGUCAAAAUGAUAAAUUAAAUAGCUCAAAUGGAUCUACUAAAUCAUCAUUCCGUUCAAAUUCUUCAUACAAAAAAGAAUCUACUGAAAAGAUAGAAAUUGAUCAGAUGAUGGCUUUUGGAACAGAUCCAUCCAUAUUCAAUCAAAAUCAACAAGACAAACACAAGAAAUAUUCAACAUCAAACAUUGAAUUGAAUUUAUCUGAAAUUAAUUAUAGAUUUUAA